Molecule: messenger RNA, 2501 nt
Organism: Chiloscyllium plagiosum (whitespotted bambooshark)
Lineage: Eukaryota; Metazoa; Chordata; Chondrichthyes; Orectolobiformes; Hemiscylliidae
Gene: g3bp1
Product: GTPase activating protein (SH3 domain) binding protein 1
Cellular component (GO): cytosol; ribonucleoprotein complex
Molecular function (GO): mRNA binding
Source: RefSeq, a predicted model, not a curated record
UAAUUUUCCCACCCAAAAUAUUCCAAACCCUCCCACCCCCAUAACCCCGGGAGUGAAAAAAAAAUCAGUUGCGCGGCCUGGGGAGGUUGUUAGCCUUCUUGUUCUUGCUCGAAACUCUUCUCACUCCCGGAUUCCUGCGCAAUUCUCAGUUGACCAAAGAGAUGGUGAUGGAGAAGCCAAGUCCCCUGCUUGUAGGGCGGGAAUUUGUGAGGCAGUAUUACACACUGUUGAACCAGGCCCCUGACUAUUUACACAGGUUUUAUGGAAAAAAUUCUUCAUAUGUUCACGGUGGUUUGACUUCAAAUGGAGAUCCAGCAGAAGCAGUAUAUGGACAAGCGGAAAUCCACAAGAAAGUUAUGUCACUUCAGUUCCGUGACUGCCACACAAAGAUCAAGCAUGUGGAUGCUCAUGCUACAUUGAAUGACGGGGUGGUAGUACAGGUCAUGGGUGAACUGUCAAACAAUAGACAGCCAAUGAGACGCUUCAUGCAAACAUUUGUUCUAGCUCCGGAGGGUUCUGUUGCAAACAAGUUUUAUGUCCACAAUGAUAUUUUCCGCUAUCAAGAUGAAGUUUUUGGGGAUUCAGACACUGAGCCUCCGGAAGAGUCUGAGGAAGAAGUAGAGGAACCUGAAGAGCGUCAGCCAUCACCAGAAGCUGUGCAAGAUGAUAGUGGGGUUUACUAUGAUCCAGCUGUGAGUAAUGGAUUGGAGGAACCUUUAGAAGAACACAUCGUUGCAUCAGAAGCAGAACCAGAACCACCUGUGGAGGAGGUAAAGCCUGAGCCUGUGUUGGAGGAGGAAGUUCCUGAGGACCCUGUGGUAAAAUCUCCAUCGCCUCCACCUGCAGAUCCAGCACCUGUUGUAGCUGAGGAUUCCAGGGCGUUCUCUUGGGCUUCAGUAACAAGCAAGAACCUACCCCCGAGUGGCAUUGUCCCUACCACUGGAAUUCCACCUCAUGUUGUCAAAGCGCCAACACCGCAGCCCCGACCAGAGACAAAACCAGAAAUUCAGAUUCCACCACCAAGGCCUCGUGAUCAGCGCAUUAGGGAACGGCAAGGUGUGCCACCUCGGGGCCCCAGACCAGGUCGGAGUGAAAAUGAACCAGGGGAUACAGAGACACGACGCGCAAUCCGAUACCCAGACAGUCAUCAGUUAUUUGUCGGGAACCUGCCUCAUGAUAUUGAUGAAACAGAGCUGAAAGAAUUUUUCACAGGGUAUGGCAACGUGGUGGAACUCCGUAUUAACACCAAGAGUAGUGGUGGAAAGCUGCCCAAUUUUGGAUUUGUGGUUUUUGAUGAUCCAGAGCCAGUUCAGAAAAUCUUGAGCAGCAAGCCCAUUAAGUUCCGAGGAGAGCUCCGACUAAACGUGGAGGAGAAGAAAACCCGGCCUAUUCGUGAAGGUGAACGUAGGGGUGAUGACCGCCGAGAAAAUAGACCAAGAGGACCUGGUGGACCCCGUGGUGGGCUUGGUGGUGGAAUGAUGCGUGAUCGGGAAGGCCGGGGCGGUCUGUCCAGAGGAGGACUAACGCAGAAACCCGGACCAGGAGCUGGAAGAGGAGGUGGACAAGGAGAGCCUCGGUUCUCAGGACCACGCCACUGAAAGUACCCUCACUAGCUGUUGGUGUGAGCUGAUGGUACAGAUGUUCUCUCUCAUGCUCUUGUGAUUCAGCUUUGUUUUUGGAAUGUGAUUUCGACCUGUACAGAUUAUCAUUUUUUCAGUACAGAAAAUGGCCUUUUCUUUUGUUCUCGACUUGUGUAGUAGUCGUCGUCCCACGAAACAUCCUGUCUGAAAUGUUUAUUUGUUUAAGCAAAACGGAUUUUAAAACCAGAAUCUUGAUUUGAAGACAGAUUCUGACUCCAGUGGAUCGGGGUGACUAACAGCUAUGAACUGGAUUUUAGUACCUGCUGCCUCCCAGCUGCUCCAGGAACGUGUUGGCCCUUGAAAUUUGGUGCAUAUUUUUUAAAUUGGAAACCAGGUUGCUUUUUGUUUUGCACAGACAUCCAUCUUCGGAAAAACUUGUAAUGUAGCACUCAGCAAUUUUUAAAGCACUCUAUCUACUUGGCAUAGUGUUCUCCUAUUUGGUAAAGGGAACACAGUGCUAUCUGUAUUUGGAACGGAACCUGUGUGAUCACUAAAUGGUUGAUAAUAAGCUGCAAUGCUGUAAACUGGAGCAAGUUAUCAGUUCCUGUGCAGAACUGCUGUGCUGUUAAGAUCAGGAGUGGACUAAUACAAUAGAUGUAAGUCUUCAACUUUUUUCUUUUAACGUUUUUGUUUUUAUCAUUGGAAGAAUCUUUUACUGUGGGACUUUUUAAAAACAUUCAACUCUGGCAUACUUGACAUCAAGACACGUUUCCUCUGGAAUUGUGAAUUUUUUUUAAACUGUAAAUGCAGAAAACUUUUCUGGUUUAGUUUGUAUUGUAAAGCGUAUGGUUGUGCCUUCUAUUUAUCUCUCAUUCCAAUCUUGGCAAAGUUGUACAAAUAAAUGUAGAUUGCUUUAUUCAA